CUGGAAGGCUCGGCAGCACAGGUGCAUCUUAUUAGCCGAGAGGCUGCUGCAGAGCGAGCGGGCUUCUGAGCGAUUAGAAAAAUGCCGGACGGUUCAGGCGUUCGCUGUUUCCAAGGCAUCCUCAUCUUCGGGAACGUCGUAGUCGGGCUGUGCGGACUCGCGCUGACCGCCGAAUGCAUCUUCUUCGUCUCAGACCAGCGGGAACUUUACCCCCUGCUGGAAGCCACCGACAACGAUGACAUCUACGCGGCCGCCUGGAUCGGCAUUUUUACCGGCUUCAGCUUCUUUUUGUUGUCUCUCCUGGGAAUAUAUGGCAUCAUGAAGUCGAGCAGGCGGGUGUUGAUGGCGUACCUGAUCCUGAUGUUCAUCGUCUAUUGCUUUGAAGUGGCCUCCUCCAUCACCGCAGCGACGCAAAGAGAUUUUUUCACCCCCGAGCUAUUCCUGAGACAGAUGCUGGAAUUUUACCAGAAUAAAGACAUCAUCAACAAUGACCAUCGCUGGAAAGUAGAAGGAGUGACCAGGACCUGGGACCGCCUCAUGCUCUGGAACGAUUGCUGCGGUGUGUACGGCCCCCAGGACUGGCAGAACUACAACUCCGCGUUCCGGAGGCAAAACAGCGACUCCGAGUUCCCCUGGCCUCAGCAGUGCUGCGUGAUGAACAACCUGGCGCAACCGUCAAACCUCUUGGCCUGCCGCGUAGGGGUGGAGGGAUACCUGAAAAUGAACGGCUGCUACGACCAGAUCGCCGGCCCGAUGUCCCGUCACGCCUGGGGCGUCGCGUGGUUUGGGUUUGCCAUUUUAUGUUGGACGUUUUGGGUUCUCCUCGGCAGCAUGUUCUACUGGACUCGCAUUGAGUAUUGAAGAAGACAACUGACUCCCCGCUUCUUGGAAUUUUUUUUUUAAACGAAGGUCUCCGGCGUGUGCUGGGCCAGUAUGGGAAAUAAAAAUCCUUUCCAAAAUCCCAGCUGUUCCCUCUGGCUCUGAAAGUUUUGGUGCAUGGACAUCUUUUUAUUGGGGGGAUAUAGGAAGUUACCGACCGACGGCCCGUAUUUUUGUAAAUGGAUCGCUUUCUCGUAAUCUCUGCCUUUUUUUAGAGGCUGUGCUGUUCUAGAACCCGUUUCAGGUCGCAGCCGGGUGCAGCGUAGUCUUCAAUCAGUUGCCAACGUGGCUUGUAAGAUUUUUCGUGGGUCCGGAUUUAUGGAUCGCUUUGUCCGUGUUUUUUGCUUGUUUUUUUUUCCCCCUUUCUAGUUAUGUUUUAAUGAGAUAUUGUCACACUACUAUCCUAAUAUUCAAUUUUUAUUUUAUUUUUAAUUGUGGAUUAAAGUAUAUAGAAUUAAUGUGAAUUAAGAUAAUUACAGUAAUUGCAUAUAUAUA
This is a messenger RNA of Spea bombifrons (plains spadefoot toad), 1374 nucleotides long. It is a transcript of the gene UPK1B, whose product is annotated as uroplakin 1B. The record is from RefSeq and is a predicted model, not a curated record. The transcript is spliced from 8 exons. Lineage: Eukaryota; Metazoa; Chordata; Amphibia; Anura; Pelobatidae. Gene Ontology annotation, cellular component: membrane. The coding region runs from base 82 to 861 and encodes 259 amino acids.